Messenger RNA from Chenopodium quinoa (quinoa), 2203 nucleotides. Its product is annotated as cell number regulator 6-like. The record is from RefSeq and is a predicted model, not a curated record. The transcript is spliced from 5 exons. Bases 166 to 891 code for a protein of 241 amino acids. NCBI's taxonomy places the organism in Eukaryota, Viridiplantae, Streptophyta, Magnoliopsida, Caryophyllales, Amaranthaceae.
CUCAGUUGAUUUUUAUUUUAAUCAAGAGUCAAGUACAACUACAAUUACUUAACUCAACAUUGAAGAAACCCCGACCCUCUUUUAUUCGAGUACAAAGACUGCCUGAAACCCAAUUUCUAGCAAAAUCAAAAUCUGCCCCUGAAUCUAGCAACACAGAAAAAGACGAUGGCUGAAGAGUCGUCAAACGCAUCGAAAUAUGUGAAGUUGACCAAAGCUCAAGUCUCUGCCGACGAAGAUAUCACCCCUGGUGAACUCAAUCAAGCAAUACCCAAUUCACAGUUGCAUGUUCACAAGUGUAGCGAAUGUGGGCAGCCUUUACCUGAAAGCUAUGAGCCUCCUGGUGAUGAACCUUGGUCAAGUGGGAUCUUUGGGUGUACACAAGAUACUGAGAGUUGUUGGACUGGGCUUUUCUGCCCAUGUGUCUUAUUUGGGCGUAAUGUGGAAAGAUUGAGAGAUGAUACCCCAUGGACUACACCAUGUGUUUGUCAUGCUGUUUUUGUAGAAGGUGGUAUGGCACUGGCUGCUGCCACUGCUUGGACUUAUGGUAUCGACCCAAGAACAACUUGUCUCAUUUGGGAGGGAUUAUUUUUCACUUGGUGGAUGUGUGGCAUAUACACUGGUCUUGCUAGACAAUCCUUGCAGAGACAAUAUCAUCUCAAGAACUCCCCAUGUGACCCAUGCCUUGUGCAUUGCUGCAUGCACUGGUGUGCGUUGUGCCAGGAGCAUCGGGAGAUGAAAUCUCGCCUCACAGAUGAUGUCGCCAUGCCCAUGACCAUUGUCAACCCACCGCCUGUUCAAGAGAUGAGCUCUGACAGGGAAACCUCAGCCAAUUCUACUUCUGAAAAGAAUGGCGAUAAAGACGGUGUUAAAAUAGAGAUGCAGGCUCUAUAGUUUUCCUUAUAGCUUUGUACCCAGUACUGUAAAAUUAUGCGGCGAAACUUGGUUGCAUAAACCAAGGGCUUUAGGUUAUCUCUUGUGGGUGAAGCUAUUAUAUAUGGAGUUUUAUGCUGUUUGAAAGCCCAUUUUUUACAGUGUGCUAGGAAUCCACAGGCUUUCGAUUGAGAAAUUUGGCGCUUCUGGUGCCUUUUAUUUUGCAGUUGCGUAAUUUGCAUUCAAGCCUCUUUUUUUUUUUUUUUUUUUUUUUUUUUUUAAUUUUUUUUUAUGUUCUGUUUUUUGAUGGCCAAUAGCGAAGCUUUGUAGAUAAGUGAACAUAUCCUGACUUGCUAAAUUAAGAGUAAAUUUUGGACUUGCUUCAUUGCUAGAAGCCACUCCAGGGCUUUCUACAAGAAGUUGAAUGGGCGACCAAGAAUUGUAGGAAAGCUAAGCCUAGUAGUAGGCUGCACUUAAUGUUCCUUGCUGAAGCUGUUUAUUGUGUUUGGAUUCAGAGGAAUAACACCGUCUUUCAAGGUAGAUGUGAUGAUGUUGAUGUUGUCUUUCGUGAGAUUGUGUUUAAAGUGGCUUGUAGGUGUGCUGAGGCUGAGAGACAUCAUCUUGUUAUGUGAUGAAGCUUGGUUGAUGGCCUGUUUAGUUGUUGGGGCGGCUGCUGCUUCUUUUGUAAUCUCUGCCUGCUGCUUUGUGUUUUAUGCUGUUGCUUACUUCUCUUUUGCUGCUGCUGGAUUAUUGUGCUACUGCUGCUUGAUUAGUGUUGCAAGUUCUGUUUUGCUUGCUGCCUUCUGGCUAGCUCCUGCUGCUGAUGGGGUCUGUGUGCUGGCUGCCUCUUGUUCUUAAGGCUGCUCCCUAGUUGCUGGUUGCUUGCCUGUCGUUUCUGGUGGGUAGUUGCUGGCCUCGGUCUUGUUGGUCUUGCUGCCAGAUGCCAUCUUCCUUGCUGGUGGUUGCUUGUGGGCCCCUUGUUGAGCUAGUUUAUGUUUGUUUGGUUUUCUUGAUGGGUGUUUCUUUGGGUUGUUUGUUGUUAUUGUUUAGGCUAUUCCUGAACUUGCUCCUUUCCUUGUAGCCUAUUUUUAGUUGUUUUGUCCUGUUCCUUUGGUAGUUCCUCUCCUCUAAGUUCAGAAGAGCCUUUGUUUUGAAACAAAAAUCUUAGGAACCCUUCCUAGAAGAAGGUCUUUGAUUUUUGUUUCUUUGGCUGGUGGUUGGUUGCCUGUUGGGCGUUGGUGUUUGGGUUAUUUAGGCCUUUUAGGCUUCAUGCUGUAUUCUUUGCUGCUACAGCUUCUUUUGGUAAUGCAAAAUUUAUUUACCAAAAAAAAAA